AUGAGAAUGAUGAACCAGCGAGCGAAACUGAGCGAAUGUCGCUCCAACUCUCACGACACCCUGCGCGGAGGCAUGCCCUCCCCGCGCAUCGCACAUUUUGACGGCGAAGUCCCGCCGGCACUGUCGCCUCUCGAUGCCUUUGCGGCUCAGGGUCGAUUCCUGGCGCGACAGUUGGAUGAAUCCCGACUAGGCGAACGGCGAAUGAGUCGUCUACCUCCUUCCAGCGUUGCUCGGUCGCUGUCCCGCCCCCGACCAGGCUACUUUCGCUCCGCGAAUAGCGACUCCAAUUCCGAGAACCUGACGCGCCGACCGACCCAGAAAGGCCUUCCAGAGGUGGAGGAGCCGAAGUAUCGCCCAAUAUCGGAACAUCCUCGAUUCAGCUCGAUCUCGCAUGCCAGCAGUAAUGCGGCGAGCUUUUACGAAGACGACGAGACCACUCCUAGGACAACAUUGAUCCAAGACGACCCCAGCGAGUGGGGAAUACCUCGUUCGGAAUCCCCCGACGAAGACCCAGUCCUCGCAGAUGAAAGGGAAGGUGAUUCAGUGGGAGUGGUUUUGGAAGAUCCAUCGCGUCAGUCGUCGAUGGACUCCGUUACCAGCAGACUUCAUAUCCCUCGAACUCUGGCCCCACCAGUUUCGCCGCAUUCACGACCUUCGAGCAGCGCCCGAGUGAAUCAAGUGGAGAGCUCUGACGAUGAUUACAGUAGUUCCAAUGCAGGUUCGACAUUCUCCAAGCCACGGAAAUUGUCAUCCGGGAGUGCUGUAUCGCUUCCAUACUCACCUAUGUCGACCUUUCCAGUUAGGCCACAUCCUCGUUCGCCUUCAAUCAGCUCGGAAACGUCGACGGGCACCGGCUACCUAGCGCGACCCUCCUUCAAUUUCUCCCGGCCUCUCAGUCGGUCCAGCACCAGUCUCUCGGCACCAGGAGCCCCAGAGCCAACUACCGCUCCAGCCCCGACUCCCCAGCGGCAUCAAUCUAACCACAUGCAUCGUCCGAGCAAGCCUACCCCAAUUCUGGUCCCCCUGGCCACUGACCAAGCUGCCACGCAACCAGUCGAUGGCGAGCCAUCCUCAGCGGUCUCGUCAUUUGUGUACGCCAAGUAUGCACUCCCGCGUGGACGUGAGCCUUCCAGAGAUUCUGUGAUCUUUGCAGGCCUACAAACUCCACACUUUGAGUGGAAUGAGCCUCUUUUGAGAAUUCUCCCCCGCGAGAGUCUGUUGAAGUACCUCGCCGAACCUGCACUCCACCACCGACCAAACACCAUCCAAUGGAUCAUUCACCCAAGCCACAUUCGAUCUUCUUCGCCACGGCCAUCAACUUCCUCUUCAAAGCCGCCGACCUCACCAAUGCCCUCUGCACCGACACUGGCUACACCUGAGAAACCUAGACCUUCCACGGAAUCUACCCGGUCUAAUCACAAGACCAAUGAUAAGAUCGAGACGGCCUCCUCGGCUGGUUCUGCGAGCACCCUACGUCCGCAGACUGCCGUGACUCAGGCAUCAUCGACUUCCAUGUCUGCCGACGAUCAUGUCAGUAAGGGCAUUGAGCUGCACGAAAGUGGGUCCUUGAACGAAUCGACCUAUCACCUGCGGAUCGCUGCGAAGCAGAAUCACCCCACUGGAAUGUUGCUAUAUGCACUUGCCUGUCGUCACGGAUGGGGUAUGCGUUCAAAUCAAAAAGAAGGUGUGCGAUGGCUACGCAAGGCUGUGGAUUCAGUAGGGUUGGAAAUGCUGGAAAACCCUGAUGCCCCUGGCGCUUCCAAGGCAAAGGAGUUGCAGAAGGCCUACCGUGCCCAAUUCGCUCUCAGCAUCUACGAGCUGGGUGUCAGUCACUUGAAUGGCUGGGGUAUUGAGCAAGAUAGAGCCCUCGCUCUGCGUUGUUUCGAAAUUGCUGGUCAGUGGGGUGAUGUCGACGCCAUGGCCGAAGCUGGUUUCUGCUACGCGGAAGGUGUUGGUUGUAAGAAGGAUAUGAUGAAGGCUGCACGGUUCUACCGCCAGGCUGAGUCCAACGGCAUGAGCAUGGUCGGUAACAGCUGGAUCUAUAAAGACAAAUACAUGGGCGACGAGGCCAAAGGAUCUCGCUCGCGCGGGCGAACUGUCAGCAGUGAUAAGAAGAACCCGCGCAGUAAAUCCCGCACCCGCAGUAUCUUCCAACGGAAGAAGUCUGUCCCUGAGCCAUAG
Penicillium longicatenatum is the source of this 2181-nucleotide messenger RNA. Its product is annotated as tetratricopeptide repeat protein. Gene Ontology annotation, molecular function: protein binding. The record is from RefSeq and is a predicted model, not a curated record. Bases 1 to 2181 code for a protein of 726 amino acids. The transcript has 3 exons. NCBI's taxonomy places the organism in Eukaryota, Fungi, Ascomycota, Eurotiomycetes, Eurotiales, Aspergillaceae.